Messenger RNA from Marchantia polymorpha subsp. ruderalis, 1437 nucleotides. The record is from the annotation of a GenBank genome assembly. NCBI's taxonomy places the organism in Eukaryota, Viridiplantae, Streptophyta, Marchantiopsida, Marchantiales, Marchantiaceae.
AGGAGUGUUAGGUCUGCUCGGGGCGACCGGCAGGCGCGAGUGGAAAGCGAGGAAGCUCGGUCAGCACGCAGGAUUUCGGAUCCGAUUUCAAUUUUGGGAUUUCGGUUGAUUCUUCGGUGGAUCGGGGCGGAGGAGAGCGCAGUGCGGGAGGAAUUGGAGUCGGAUCGAGCGCUGGGCAUCGAUCGCCAUGGCGCCCAAGAGUCCGGAGCCGGAGAAGAAGGAGGGCGGAAAGAAGGGGGAGAAGAAGCCCAUGAAGGGAAGGCCGAAAGCCGAGAAGAAGCCGGCUUCGGCCAGUGGCAAGGAGUCGAAGGACUCGAAAAAGAAGAAAGUGAAGAAGGGGACGGAGACUUACAAGAUCUACAUCUACAAGGUGUUGAAGCAGGUCCAUCAUGAGAUGGGAAUUUCGUCCAAGGCUAUGGGAAUUAUGAAUUCCUUCAUCAACGACAUCUUCGAGAAGCUGGCUCAGGAAGCUGCCAGACUAGCGCGCUAUAAUAAGAAGCCCACCAUCACCUCACGUGAGAUCCAAACAGCGGUAAGGCUGAUUCUACCCGGAGAGCUGGCGAAGCAUGCCGUUUCUGAAGGUACCAAGGCUGUCACCAAAUUUACGAGCGCGUGAGUGCACAGCGUGUCCUUGUCACAAAACUGCAGUGUAGACCAUUUCUCGUGCUGAUUGCCAGCUUACUCGAUCGGAUCCAACUUGGUGACCUGCUAGGAGCUCGAGCCUGGACCCUUCACUCAUUGGGGUACGUUUCACCUCUAGAGGUUUCUUUCACCGAUUCAACAUUUUGUACAUAGUUGAGUGUUGAACGUGGGCUUGAAGUCAAAUUAACGCUUCUAGAUCGUCACGGAGUCUGGCUGGCCAAAUAAUGAAUAUAGAAAGGCCGGCUGUGCCAAACCCUUUUGCGAAGCAGAGCGGUAUAGAAAGUAGACAUUUUACUCUCUCAUCCCAGUUGUGGAUAAGAGUUUGUAUCAGAUAUCCGAGCAAGUAAUUAUCAUUUCCUCAGAUCUUUCUCAUCACGGUAGUUGAACCAAUGUGAAUUGGCGCCUGAAAUCAGCGUUUAGUUUGCUGAAACUCCCACGAAUGCAUUACUGUCAAAUGCGGCUCUUGGAAUGGGCGAGCAAUGUUCGGUGCUCAUACACAUAGACUCGAUAGUGUUUGUAUUUUCCUUCGAGCGAUGUCUACGCGAACAUUCUACAAUCGCCACGUCGCCUCGAGAGAAGAUAGUCCUUCAUUUGGAGAAUCAGAUCGUGUGCACAAUUGCACUUUUAGAUUAGGCCGAAGAAUUUAGAAGUCUCUUCGAGCAUUGAAUUCGAGUAGAGGUUGGAAUUUCUCCAGUACAUUUAUACCUGUAAGCGUCGAUCUCGGGGACAUUACGACCAAUUCCGGAAUUCUCAGUUUUGGGAGAAAAUCAAUAAAUCGCCACGUGCCUGUUCGUC